This is a messenger RNA of Striga hermonthica, 516 nucleotides long. NCBI's taxonomy places the organism in Eukaryota, Viridiplantae, Streptophyta, Magnoliopsida, Lamiales, Orobanchaceae. The record is from the annotation of a GenBank genome assembly.
AUGGGGUUUCCGGUUGGUUACACCGACUUAUACCUCCCCAAUUUAUUGGUCUACCUGCUGACGUUUUUGGGGUUCAUCCGCAAGUUUAUCGGCGCCGUCCUCACUCUGUUCGGAUUUGGGGAUUUUCUGGAGCCGGAGACAGCGCCGUACAGUCCACGGGUCGAAUCGGUUUCGGAGCCCCGUUCCAUGGCGGCGGCGCUGAUCCGGGAGAUGCUGCCGGUGGUGAGUUUCUCGGAUUUGGCGCAAGGAGGCGAUCUGGAGCUGCCUGAGAGCUGCGCGGUGUGCCUGUACGAAUUCGACGGCGAGGACGAGAUCCGGCGGCUGGCCAACUGCCGGCACAUAUUCCACCGGGGCUGCCUGGACAGAUGGAUGGACCACGACCAGAAGACGUGCCCGCUGUGCCGGACGCAGUUCGUGCCGGAGGAUAUGCAGGAGGCCUUCAACGAAAAGCUGUGGCUGGCCUCCGGGAUUUUGGAUUUUCACGGCGACUACUCGCCAAUCACCGCCGGUUUGUAG